CUUCUAUCAACAGUGCUGCGACAAUCGCCUAGCCAUCAUUUGCACUGCUCCGGAUUUCUUUACCAAAAAUAUAAUGCCAGACCCUUCUUCCACCCUUCCGCUCGAACUUGUCCAGAAGAUAUUUGGCCAUUAUCUCAAAGACCGCAAAUACCCCGUGCAGUCUUUUGAUUUUUCCGAUGGGCUGUGGGUCCUUGGCCAAGUCAGCAGCGCUUGGAGAAGUGCAUCCUUGUCGUCAAAAUCGUUGUGGUCCACCAUAGAAAUCACGAUUAAACAUCCUUCCUCUAAAAAACCUGGUAUCAUCGCGGAUGAUAUAAUGGUUUUGAUGAACUUAGCACCAUUGUCCGAUGCGUGCCCGAAUCCAGAGGUUCGUGCUGUGUCAAGCCAUGCGGCGAACCAGGUUCUCGCUGAAAUCCUCCAUCGCUCUGGAGAUCUCCCCCUGGACAUUUUCCUAUCAUUCCCAAUUCCCUCUGCAGUAAAUCCAACUUCCCCUACUUGGAGCCGUCUUUUCACUCUGCUCUUGGUAGAAUCGUCACGUUGGCGAUCGUUUGUUUUGGCGGCGCCUGAUGUCAUAUGGGAGAGUUUCAGUGAGGUGUCUCCUUCUCACUGCCCACUCCUACGCGAUAUAGAUGCUUUCUGUGAGGGAGGAUUCUCCUCCAUCCCCAUUCUCCGCACUUGCACCAAUGUCAAGAAACUGAGCAUCCACUCCUUAAAACGCAGCAGCAGCAUUUCUGAAAGCACUGUAAUCCAUAUGCCAUUUCUACAGGACCUUGAAGUUGGCGGUGUAGAUAUGCUCAAUGUCAUAACUGCACCGAACAUCAGUACACUGAGGUUAACGGGAAGCGCAUAUCCACAAGCACUACCCAAUACCUCGGUCCCUGACUUCCUUCAUCGUUCGAGAUGCUCCCUCGUUGCGCUGGACUUGACCUUCUGCACAAACAUUGACCUCAUCGAUAUCCUAUCUAAUAUCCAAUCACUUCAUUCUUUCUCCGUCUCAGUCUUCUUCGGGGAAGAACUGUCUGGAUUACUUGUGAAGAUGAAGUCCGACUCGUCUUUCCUGCCAAAGCUGCAGGAACUGAACCUAAGUAUCGAUCAAUUUCGAACCGGCGUCGAAAGUAACUGCUAUGCGGAAUUGAUUCUUGACGUGGUUGAGUCUAGGAUUGCUGGCGGAGCAUUGAAAAGUGUCACUGUAGAGCCUAUGAAUGUCGAGAUGAAAAAGAUUUCCAAGUCGCGACUGGACGCCCUCAAUGCUCUUCCAAAUGUCAAUAUCAAGUUGAUGGAUGGUUUGAUAUAACAUUGUCGUAGGGACGGUUUUCAGUACUAAUCGUCGCUAAAACUUCUUGGAUCUUGCCAAAUACGAACGGUGUUGAAGUACA
Desarmillaria tabescens is the source of this 1373-nucleotide messenger RNA. RefSeq lists its product as uncharacterized. Lineage: Eukaryota; Fungi; Basidiomycota; Agaricomycetes; Agaricales; Physalacriaceae. The record is from RefSeq and is a predicted model, not a curated record. The transcript has 2 exons. The coding region runs from base 74 to 1291 and encodes 405 amino acids.